Messenger RNA from Vidua chalybeata, 812 nucleotides. It is a transcript of the gene RPGRIP1L, whose product is annotated as RPGRIP1 like. The record is from RefSeq and is a predicted model, not a curated record. Gene Ontology annotation, molecular function: thromboxane A2 receptor binding. Gene Ontology annotation, cellular component: photoreceptor connecting cilium. Gene Ontology annotation, biological process: retinal rod cell development; non-motile cilium assembly. Lineage: Eukaryota; Metazoa; Chordata; Aves; Passeriformes; Viduidae.
UUCAAAAGUAAUACAGAAUGCCAUGGAGAAAUCUCAUAUGCUUUUGGAAAUAACGCUGGAACUGGACUGCAAGGAAAACAUUACUUGACUCUGUGACCAACAUGUAAUUUUCUGCACCAGAAGACAAGAAGGAAACAACAGUUUUUAAGAAAUAAGCCAUGCCUGUUGCAGCUGAUGUAACUGUGGGGGACCUGCCUGUGAGACAUGCAGGUCUAACUCCAGCUGGAAUUGAAGGAUUACAAGAAUCUUCAACUGCGCAGAAUAUAAAAGCUCAACAAGCUACGUAACAAAUCAGUCAAGAAGAAAUGGAGGACAGGUUUCUUCAGGCACAUGAUGAUCACAUCUUACUCAAGCGGCAUGCAAAUGAGCAAGAGGAGAAAACUAAAAGAAUGACCACCAAGUUAAUACAGCUUGUUAAUGAUAAAAAAAAAGUCUGAACAGGUUGGUGGCGGCCCCAAGUGGCUGGGUCAGGCCUGGAGCUGGAAGAAAGGAUUGUGCAUUGACAAGAAAAAGUUCAUGAGCUUGAGAAACAAAAUGAAAGCCCCCUUUCAGCUGACCAGCAGCUCCAGAUUCCAGGCCACAGACCUUGUCCAUACAGCUGUGUUCAAUCUUUUAUUAGCAGUGGUCUCAGAAAAGUGAGCGAGGCUGCUGGUAUGCCAGAGCACACAAGGAAAGGUGAAAGAAUAAACAAUCCAGAAAAAGAGAAUGAACUCUUGAACAAAAACUAUGAUAAGCUGCAUAAGUGUAUGGGACAGGAGGUCAAACAAGAAAAGCUAGCAGAUGAUAAGGUGGAGAUGGCUGAAGAAAUUUAA